AUGCGCCUUCCCGCCGCCCGCUUCCCCUUUCCCGCCGCCCGAUGCGCAUUCCCGCCGCCCGAUCCCCUUUUCCCGCCGCCUCCCUUUUCCCCUGUCCGUCGCCCGACCCCCCUUCCCUUCCUUCUCUCCCUUCCAUCCCUUCUCUCCCUUCCCUCCCUUCUCUCCCUUCCAUCCCUUCUCUCCCUUCCCUCCCUUCUCUCCCUUCCAUCCCUUCUCUCCCUUCCCUCCCUUCUCUCCCUUCCAUCCCUUCUCUCCCUUCCCUCCCUUCUCUCCCUUCCAUCCCUUCUCUCCCUUCCCUCCCUUCUCUCCCUUCCCUCCCUUCUCUCCCUUCCCUCCCUUCCCUCCUUUCCCUCCAAUCCCUCCCUUCUCUCCAGUCUCUCCCUUCCCUCCCUGUCUCCCUUCCCUCGCUUCCCUCCCUUCCCUCCCUUCUCUCCCUACUCUCCCAUCUCUCCUUUCCCUCCCUUCUCUCCCAUCCCUCGCUUCCCUCCUUCCCUCCCUUCCCUUCCUUCCCUCCCUUCUCUCCCUUCCCGCCCUUCUCUCCCCCCUUACCUUCUCUCCCUUUUCUCCCUUCCCUCUCAUCCCUCCAUGCAAUCUCCUGUCUCUCCUUUCUCUCCCUUCUCUCCCGUCCCUCCCGUCCCUCCCGUCCCUCCCGUCCCUCCCAUCCCUCCCGUCCCUCCCUUCCCGCCCUUCUCUCCCUUCAAUACCUUCGCUCCCUUCCCGCCCUUCUCUCCCUUCAAUACCUUCGCUCCCUUCCCGCCCUUCUCCUCCCCCCCACCGUAUCUCCGUUACCUUCCAUUUCAUCCCUACCCUUCCUCGUCUCUCCCUCCCGACAUCCCUGCUUCUCCUUUCACUCCCUUUCAUCCCUUGCCUCCCUUGACUACCUUCCCUCCCUUCUCUCCCUUCGAUAGAAGUCUCUCCGUUCCCUCCUUUUCUCUCCCUUCUCUCCCGUGUCUCCCUUCCUCGCCCUUCACUCCCUUCCCUCCCUUCUCUCCCAUGUCUCCCUUCCUCUCCCUUCACUCCCUUCCCUCCCUUCUCUCCCUGCCCUCCCUUCCCUCCCUUCUCUCCCUGCCCUCCCUUCCCUCCCUUCUCUCCCUGCCUUCCUGUCCCCCAUCCUUCCAUCCUUACGCACUCCUCCAGCCAUUCUCUCCUCUUGCAAUCCUCACUGCCAUCCUUCCCUUCCGCUAA
Messenger RNA from Closterium sp. Yama58-4, 1185 nucleotides. The record is from the annotation of a GenBank genome assembly. NCBI's taxonomy places the organism in Eukaryota, Viridiplantae, Streptophyta, Zygnematophyceae, Desmidiales, Closteriaceae.